This is a messenger RNA of Bubalus bubalis (water buffalo), 348 nucleotides long. RefSeq names its product 60S ribosomal protein L39-like. Gene Ontology annotation, cellular component: cytosolic large ribosomal subunit; ribosome. Gene Ontology annotation, molecular function: structural constituent of ribosome. The coding region runs from base 37 to 192 and encodes 51 amino acids. Gene Ontology annotation, biological process: translation. The transcript has a single exon. The record is from RefSeq and is a predicted model, not a curated record. Lineage: Eukaryota; Metazoa; Chordata; Mammalia; Artiodactyla; Bovidae.
CUGCCAUCCUAUGUGCAGUUGAGUUCUGUCCUCACUAUGUCUUCUCACAAGACUUUCAGGAUCAAGCGAUUCCUGGCCAAGAAACAAAAGCAGAAUCGUCCCAUUCCUCAAUGGAUUCGGAUGAAAACUGGCAAUAAAAUCAGGUACAACUCCAAGAGAAGACAUUGGAGAAGAAGCAAGCUGGGUCUAUAAGAAGCAAGCUGGGUCUAUAAAAAGUGGUCUUAACAUGUGUGCCACACAUGUUAAGACCACUUUUUUAAGCAGCCAAAUCACAGUGAGAACAUCACUACUGUAAUGCUUGGCUCCUAAUGUUUCUUAUUUCCUCACUAUCAGUCUGAGAAUCAGUAA